Molecule: messenger RNA, 1018 nt
Organism: Nothobranchius furzeri (turquoise killifish)
Lineage: Eukaryota; Metazoa; Chordata; Actinopteri; Cyprinodontiformes; Nothobranchiidae
Source: RefSeq, a predicted model, not a curated record
UCUUACUGCAGGGUGCUGGCUGUGCAGCAUAGAUGGAGAUUACAGGGAUAAGACUUUAAUGCCCUCAGACACCUUCCUGUGGUUACACCCCCACCUCCACCUCAGCCCCCUGGCGUCCCAUCCAUCACUCGCAUCCAUUCUCUCUCAGGACUCUAGACGUCAGCCGGCUGCCAUGAAGACUGCUUUGGCUCUGCUCGUGUUCAUCCCUCUGGCCUUCCACAGCCAUGCUCUUAAAUGUCACACAUGUGUGGCGUCCAGUGAGGACGACUGUAACAGACAGGGAUCAACCUCCUGUCCUCAGUACGCUGAUGCCUGCUCCACCAUCACAGGACCGAACACUGUGAUGAAGUCGUGCACGUACAAUGCCUUCUGCGACAAGGCUCGCAGCAGCAGCUCUGGAGCAAAGAUGGAGUGUUGCUUUGGUGAUGACUGCAACGGGCCACACCGGAGUCACAGCCACGGGGAUCACCACCGCAAUGGCGCAGGGGCUUUGGCCACCAGCCCAGUCAUGCUGAUCACAGCCCUGCUGCUGCGUGUGCUCUACAGUCAGCUCUAAACUCCCCCACUUCCCUCCCCUAUGGUGCUGCCUCCAUCCAAGAAUAAGAGGAGAUUUGAGUUGCAGAGCGUUUCUGGAUUGUUUGAAAAGGGGCUGAAAAUAGGAAGCAUGUCAUGAUUCUUGUGUCUGCGGUGCAUGAAAGGAGCGUGGUCUGUCCCACAAGUGAAGCUGCACCUCAGCAGCUUGUCUUUUGUAAUCACUGCAUAUGUAAGCAGUGUUUUAAUAGCAGCAUAAAUAGAUGACUCAACACGUGAACCUUGUAAUAUAUGCGGUGAAUUCAAGUGUGAAAAGUGAAGAACUCACAGUUAGGGUGUAGCCCGAGAUGCCGGGUGUGGUUUUGGUAGGUGCUACAGUGCAAAGCUUACUACACGCCAUGGAACCACGUCAUUCUUCUGUGUCAGUACCAUCUAACUGUUUUAUGCUUGCAGGCUUAUUUGAAUAAAAUGAACAGUCACUCCCUUA